Molecule: messenger RNA, 2379 nt
Organism: Fusarium venenatum
Lineage: Eukaryota; Fungi; Ascomycota; Sordariomycetes; Hypocreales; Nectriaceae
Source: RefSeq, a predicted model, not a curated record
AUGGGGAAACUCGAUUGGACUAGUCGGCCUGGUUGGCCAAGAACCCAGCCACCGACUCCUGUCAAGCAAGAGAGUGAAUCUGCAGCUCCCAUUAUUGCACCAUCGGCAGGGGAAUCCAGGCCACAUUAUCUUCCAUUGUCGAGAAACAAGAACUUUACAGGACGCAAGAAAGUAAUCGAUGAGCUUCAGCGGCUGCUAUCUACUGAUUCCUAUGGCCAACGAAUCGUUCUCGUUGGCUCGGGCGGUAUAGGCAAGACACAGAUCGCCCUUGAGCUUGCACAUCUUUCGAAGAAUAGCCAAAGUCACCAGCAGUGCUCCGUCAUCUGGAUGCCUGCAUUGAGCUUGGCAAGUUUUGAGUAUGCAUGUACUGAAAUGUUUAAAGUAUUCAAAAUCGAGCACCCCACAAACAAGGACCCGAAGAAAACGUUCAAGGACUUCCUUAGCUCAGAAGAAGCAGGAAAGUGGUUUCUUAUCAUUGACAAUGCUGAUGAUAUGGACGCUUUAUAUGGAAAGAGUCAAGGGACCGGAGGAAUUGCAGAGUUCAUUCCAGAUUGCGAGCAAGGUUGUAUUCUGUUCACAACACGAUCCAGCGUAAUGGCCUCCAAGGUUGCGCGCGCUAAUGUCCUUGAGUUACCUGUAAUGGAUACGAAGGAUGCUAAAGCCCUCCUGCACAAUUUAUCAACCCAGAAAGAUCAAAUGCAGGAUACCGCAAUGGCCGACCAACUGUCACAGGAGCUCGCUUAUCUACCGCUUGCAAUUACACAGGCUUCAGCAUACAUGAAUGUCAACAAGACCACAAUCAAGGAAUAUCUACUGCUGCUCCAAAACACGAACCGAGAUAUGAUAGAACUGCUCAGUCUUGGAGUUUAUGGCAGCAGCAACUACGAUACUUGUCAAGGCGCGGUUGUCACGACCUGGAUCGUGUCCUUCGAACAAAUAUGUACCUCAGACACGGAUGCUGCAGUACUACUUGUAUGCGCAGCUUGUCUCGAACCGAAGGCUAUACCUCGGGCAUUAUUACCAGGCUCUACAUCCGAACAUAGUAUAACACACGCCAUCGACACACUUUGCAGAUAUAGCUUUUUCAGUCGACGAGAGGAUGGCGAUGUAUUCGACAUGCAUAGCCUCGUAUACCUGGCCGCCCAGACAUGGACUCGAAACGAGGGUCGUGAGCUAAACAUACAACAAGUGGCAUUCGCAUGUGUUGCUGGGGCAUUCCCGAUAAAGGCUUGGGAGAAUCGUGAGGUAUGGCGGCAGUAUCUGCCGCAUGCGCUCCCGCUCCUCAGAAGUUUGGAUAGGGAUAGCAAAACAAGUCAAGAAGCAUUUUACCUAGGAUACUCGGUUGCCCUAUGCCUGCGUGUUGAUGGAAAGAAACAACAGGCUGUAGAGCUGCUAGAGCGUGUUGUUGUAAUCGAAAAGACAUUACCGGAGGACCACACAGAUCGGCUGGCAUCACAGCAUGCUCUUGCAUUAGCAUAUUAUGACAAUGGACAGAUCGAAGAUGCAAUACAACUGCUGAAACAUGUGGUUACAGUCAGAAACGCAAUAUCAACAAAGGAUGACCCGUAUCGACUUGCAUCACAGCACGGGCUUGCAGCAGCAUACCAGGCCAACAAACAGUUCAAAGAUGCAAUACAGCUACUAGAGCAUGUAAUUUCUGUUGAAAAGACAACAGUAGCGGAGGAUCAUCCAGAUCGGCUAGCAUCACAGCACAAUCUUGCAUUGGCAUAUUGGGGUAACGGACAGAUCGAAGAUGCAAUACAGCUACUAAAGCAUGUAGUUGCAGUUCAAGGGAUAACAUUGGCAGAGGAUCAUCCAGAUCGGCUAGCAUCACAGCACAAUCUUGCAUUGGCAUAUUGGGGUAACGGACAGAUCGAAGAUGCAAUACAGCUACUAAAGCAUGUAGUUGCAGUUCAAGGGAUAACAUUGGCAGAGGAUCAUCCAGAUCGGCUAGCAUCACAGCACAAUCUUGCAUUGGCAUAUUGGGGUAACGGACAGAUCGAAGAUGCAAUACAGCUACUAAAGCAUGUAGUUGCAGUUCAAGGGAUAACAUUGGCAGAGGAUCAUCCAGAUCGGCUAGCAUCACAGCACAAUCUUGCAUUGGCAUAUUGGGGUAACGGACAGAUCGAAGAUGCAAUACAGCUACUAAAGCAUGUAGUUGCAGUUCAAGGGAUAACAUUGGCAGAGGAUCAUCCAGAUCGGCUAGCAUCACAGCACAAUCUUGCAUUGGCAUAUUGGGGUAACGGACAGAUCGAAGAUGCAAUACAGCUACUAAAGCAUGUAGUUGCAGUUCAAAGGAUAACAUUGACAGAGGAUCACCCAAGCCGACUGGCAUCAGAAAAAGCGCUUGACAUUUGUUCGCAAGAUUUGAGUAGCUAG